GUUUGUUAUCGCAUCAACUUGGAACAUAUCCGUUCACUCUCAACAGGCCAUUUUCAUAGACAUUCUCAUAAGACCAGGCUGGUAGCCCAAGCAAUAUACUGUACCUGCGAGGGUUGGACGGUCGGACGAUUCGAAUCGAUUCUUUGAGCCCUGUGGGGUUCCACACGUGAUUCCGAACAGAUCCUCCGGCUAAGUUGCUGACAGAGAUACAGUACGCCUGUCAUGAACCAGUCUCACGCCCCGUGCGAUCCAUUUGAGUGAGAUUUGAGCCUAGUCCUCGUGGUCGCUCACCCUCCAACUCCCCCAUAUUUAAAGCAGCCAUUGCACACUAAGCUCGGUCUUCUCCCACCGAUCGACACCUGCUCUUUGACAAUGUUUGGAACCCUACGCUACCUUCCCAACAACCAGACCGGGGAGUUUCUCGAGCGCGCAUCUGGGGAGGCUGGGACUGCGCUAACCAAUAAACCUCGACACGCGGCUUGCGAUAAUUGCCGGGUGAAAAAGAUCCGCUGCAGUGGCCAAAAAGCAGGAUGUUCGCGGUGCAAAACCCAUUCCCUUCCCUGCAGGUACACUCACGCUCCUGCUUGGAAAUGUAAGAAGAAGCCAGCGUUCAACUCGCGACGAAUAAUUCAGACAAAUGAGGACGAGAACGCUUUGGAAUUCAGUACGGCGCCCGGUCAAUCUCUCCCCCCAGUCGCUACUAUCACGGCUGUUAUGCAGCCUGGCUCAUUAACUACGGAACCACUACUGCGUAUGCCGGGGGAGAAUCAUCUAGAACCGGACAGGCGAAUGCAGCAGGACUCCGGGAACUCCAACGCAGUGGUGGAUACAACGUUGGAGGAAAUCUCAACGUGGUCUAGUUGCCUCGAUUGGUCGCCGGCAAGGGAGGGCACUUGCAUGUCGGAAUCCAAUUUUCUGAUAGCAGACAAUCCACUACUCUGCUCAGAUCCACUUAUUCCUGGUACUAGCUACCCUGUGCCGGAAAAUACUGCACAGCGGCAGCUGCCGCUGCCUCCCCUCGCCGAUGGACUUUCCCCGCCGGGUUUUCUUCCAACUCCGCGGUUCAACUCGACCCACCAUAACCGGUCAAGUAGUAAUACCUCCGAGAUUGCGGUGGAAGAGCAAUCUUCAUGCUUCUGCGUGAACUCUGCUGUCUUACUGCUAGAUGAACUGCAGGCGCCAUACUGUGACGGCGGCGGCUCUGGCGUGCAGAGUCUCGACUGCAUCCUCUUAACUUACCGGGAGGUGCUCAUUCUAAGUAAGCGCAUGAUCAACUGCGACACUUGCCGGGGAAAGUCGGAGAAUAUGAUGGUGCUCACUAUGGUGUUGGAAAGAUUAGUCAUUCUGUGUGGGGAAGUGAUUGAUGCUUUUAUUGCCCGACAAGAAGCUAAUGUUAAUCAGCCUCAGCGGUUGAUCUUGGGCGAGUACCAGAUCGAGGAGGGGGACUAUGAGGUCAUGAUGGGGAUGCUGGUGACCCGCCGGCUAUCGGUAUUGCAAUUCCUCCUCACUCGCAUGAAGACGAUCAGCGCGUCCACCAGCCGCCCUCACCAGCAGGCCAGAAUGGCGCGCGUCGAUCAGCAUCUCAAUUCCCUGUACCAGAAGCUCAGGUCCGUCUGCCCUCUGGUCACGAAAUGGAAACUCGAUGAAAGUCAGUCCCUACCAGAAGGGAUUGUGAAUUGAGUUCACCAGAGUAGUAUUGGUAGCAGGCGCCGCGACGACCCAUCAGGCAUCAACCGAUUAAUGCCCGAGGCAUCUAGGGACUAUGGAUGUACAAUAUGCCACCAUGACAUAGGUUGAUACUGCGUGGUCAUAAUAUAGUAAGGUAGCCUAUUUGUUACUCAGACAGCCCAGAACCAUUAAG
Messenger RNA from Aspergillus aculeatinus CBS 121060, 1861 nucleotides. Its product is annotated as Zn(II)2Cys6 transcription factor domain-containing protein. The transcript has 3 exons. The record is from RefSeq and is a predicted model, not a curated record. Gene Ontology annotation, molecular function: DNA-binding transcription factor activity, RNA polymerase II-specific; zinc ion binding. Lineage: Eukaryota; Fungi; Ascomycota; Eurotiomycetes; Eurotiales; Aspergillaceae. Gene Ontology annotation, biological process: regulation of DNA-templated transcription. Bases 373 to 1680 code for a protein of 435 amino acids.